Oryza brachyantha (malo sina) is the source of this 1198-nucleotide messenger RNA. Its product is annotated as pyridoxal reductase, chloroplastic. The transcript is spliced from 8 exons. Bases 58 to 1176 code for a protein of 372 amino acids. Gene Ontology annotation, cellular component: cytoplasm. The record is from RefSeq and is a predicted model, not a curated record. Lineage: Eukaryota; Viridiplantae; Streptophyta; Magnoliopsida; Poales; Poaceae.
CGCCGCACAAACUCUGAGCCUCGUCGGCUUCGGCUCCGCCAUUCGCGCCACCGGUCGAUGGCUCUGCCGGCAGCAGGCAGGACGGUGCCUUUCCCGCCGCAACCGCACACCGGCGCCGGCAGCCUCCGGCGGCCAUCGCGGCCGCCUGCCGCCGCUCUGCGCCUCGGCCUGCCCCUCUUCUGGCCGUGGGAGAAGGUGAAAAUCGGUCCCCUAUCCGUUUCGCCUAUGGGAUUUGGAACAUGGGCUUGGGGUAAUCAGCUACUUUGGGGCUAUCAACAAAGCAUGGACAAUGAACUUCAGGAGUGCUUUAAUUUGGCUCUGAAGAAUGGCAUAAACAUUUUUGACACUGCUGACUCUUAUGGAACUGGAAGGUUGAAUGGUCAGAGCGAAAGGCUCCUUGGUACAUUUAUCCGCGAGUUCGAAGGGCCAAUGAAAUCCCCUGAUGAUGUGAUCAUUGCAACCAAGUUUGCAGCAUAUCCUUGGCGUCUAACAUCGGGCCAAUUUGUCAGCGCCUGCAAGUCUUCAUUGGAAAGAUUGCAGCUUGAUCGGCUAGGGAUAGGGCAGCUGCAUUGGUCUACGGCUAACUAUGCACCAUUGCAGGAGCGUGCUCUUUGGGACGGUCUAGUUGAGAUGUAUGAAAAGGGUUUGGUUCGUGCUGUCGGUGUCAGCAAUUACGGGCCCAAGCAGCUUCUGAAGAUACACAGCUAUCUAUCAUCUAGAGGUGUUCCAUUGAGCUCAGCUCAGGUUCAGUACUCACUACUGAGCAUAGGCGAUGAGCAGAUGGAGCUGAAAACUGUGUGUGAUUCUUUGGGCAUUCGUCUGAUUUCUUACAGUCCACUUGGAUUAGGGAUGCUGACAGGGAAGUAUACUACUUCUAACCUUCCAAGUGGACCAAGGUCUGUGUUGUUCCGGCAAAUUCUUCCUGGGUUGGAGUCUUUGCUGAAUUGUCUGAAAAGUAUUGCAGAAAGGAAGGGCAAGACCAUGUCUCAAGUGGCCAUAAAUUGGUGCAUCUGCAAAGGCACAAUUCCUAUCCCAGGUGUGAAAACAGUCAGGCACGUCGAGGAUAACUUGGGAGCUCUGGGCUGGAGGCUGAGCCCUGCUGAAGUUUCAGAGCUCGAAGCCGCAGCAAUGGAGUCCCCGAAGAAAAUGGUCCAGAACAUAUUCCAAACUGCAUAGGGAUCUCUCCAUACCAUAACUA